AGCAGACUUGCACUGUUAGGGUUGGAGCACUGACUGCACUAAACCGCGCCCUUCCGUCUGACAAAAUGUUACCUUCUAAGCAUUCUGCAUCCAAAUAUGGGUGGUUCAUGACAGUUGUUGCCAUGGCUGCCUGUGUUCUGAGCAUUGUUACCAUGGUAACGCAGAUGGUGGUUGUUCUGGAGGUGAGAAACUUGAGAUCAGAACUCCGGGAAACAAAGCUGCGUCACAAGGAAGCAGUUCUGGACGGCGGAGAUCUUGCAGAGCUUCAAGACGCCAAGCGCCCGGAGGGAGCAGGCUCUCAAGGCGACAUCGAGGCAGAGCGCCCUGGGAAGGAGAGCUUGACUGGGAAAGAGAACUACCACCGGUCAAAGAGGUCCGCCAAUAGCAUCACCAUGCCCUUUGGAAGCUGCCUUCAAGGACCACCUGGGGUUCCGGGGAGGGACGGUCUACCUGGUGCAGCUGGUUCACCGGGGAGAGACGGUACCGGUCUGCCAGGCGCUGCCGGUACACCGGGGCAAGACGGUCCGCCAGGUGCAGCCGGUUCACCGGGCAGAGACGGUCAGCCAGGCGCAACUGGUUCACCGGGAAGAGAUGGACGCGAUGGACAACCAGGCACUGCCCCUCCUAGGAGCCUAGUCUGUCCCAGCGGUUACGUUAGGUUCCAGGACAGAUGCUUCAAAUUCUUUACCUACAAGAAGAACUACGCCGGUGCCAGGGCCGCCUGUCGGGCUGUCGGUGCGAGUCUGGCCAUGCCGAAGGACCAGGCAACCAACAACUUCCUGUUCAACCAACUGACCACGUACCCCUCUGGCUCCUCCUACACCUGGUUCGGCCUGACAGACCUGGCCCAGGAGGGAACCUUUGUGUGGGAGGACGGGACGCCGCUCACCGGCUGGAGCAACUGGAAUACAGGGCAACCUGACGACCAUCAAUCUGAUGAGGACUGUGCUCAUUGGUACAUUCCGAAUGGCUACAAGUGGAACGAUCGGUCGUGCUCUAUAAGUCAGUAUUUUGUGUGUGAAGUCGAUGCAACCGUUCCCUAGCCCCACAGAA
Molecule: messenger RNA, 1053 nt
Organism: Branchiostoma floridae (Florida lancelet)
Lineage: Eukaryota; Metazoa; Chordata; Leptocardii; Amphioxiformes; Branchiostomatidae
Product: collectin-11-like
Exons: 3
Coding region: 66-1043 (325 amino acids)
Source: RefSeq, a predicted model, not a curated record